GGAGGACAGACAGACGGCAUGACCGAGGAGAAAUGUCCCCAGCUGGUGGACUACUUUGUAGUGGCAGGACUCGACCCUGCGGGGGCCUGGAAGCCACUAGACGAGGAUGGCAAAACCUGCAACUCGUCCUCGUCCCCGUCCUCCUCCUCCUCCUCCUCUUCCUCGGCGUUGUCGGGUCGAGCGGUGGAGUCGGUGACGGACCUGGCGGUGAUCGCCCGGGGGCUCGGGGAGGAGGUGCCCGAGGGCUUCACCUGCAUCGAGAAGACGCUGGGGGGACACUCGGCCGAGCUGAGCACCGGCCUCAUCAACAACCCUCACCUGUACCUGUGCUACCGCCGGGGGCGGGACAAGCCCCCUAUACUGGACCUGGGGGUCCUGUAUGAGGGGAAGGAGCAGCUGAAGCAGGGCUGGUUCGUCAUCGAGACCACGCCCUACAGCCGCUCGGCCAACCUGAACUCCGGCGGCGCCCCCACGGCCCACCGGGUCUUCCUGACGUACCGCCGGGCCCUGGACUCGCAGGGUCUCCACACGCUGGGGGUCACCGACAUCGCCCUGCUGCUGCCCAGCAAGUCAGAGGUCGCCCCCCACACCUUCUGCCGCGUGGACAAGAACCUCAACACCGGCAUGUGGGGUCCUGCUCUGUAUGUGUGCUAUAAGAGAGCGGUGGCCAAAGCCAACGCCCUGGUCUACAAAGCCAGUCUGAUCAGCCGGUACCCGGAGGAGGACCUGGAGGCGUUUCCUCUUCCGGAGUCGGUGCCGGUCUUCUGUCUGCCGAUGGGCGUCACCGUGGAGAGCUGGCCUCUCAACACCAAGUACCAGCUGCCCGUCUUCUCCACCUUCGUCCUCACCUCCGCCUCCGGGGACAAGGUGUACGGAGCAGCCAUCCAGUUCUACGAGUCCUUCUCCCGGGACCUGCUGUCGGAGCGGCAGAGCGUGCGGCUUGGGCUGCUCAGCGUGGUGGACCGGCGGCCCAUCACCAACCGCAGCCUGCAGGUGAAGAAGAGCAUCUGUGUCCUCUCCCACUGGCCCUUCUUCACCGUCUUCCAGAAGUUCCUCACCUUCGUGUACCGAUACUCCAUCUCCGGACCCCACGUCCUGCCGCUCGAGAAACACAUCUCCAGCUUCAUGCACAACGUCCCGUUUCCUUCCCCCCAGCGGCCUCGCAUCCUUGUUCAGGUACACGCCCCAGACUCAAACCGUCACCAUGUAGUCCACAUGUGUGUACUCCAUCAGGUCGACGCAGACCACGUCGGUGGGGGGGUCGUACAGGUCGAAGUAGCUGGAGUGGACGCCCACGAUGAAGGGCAUGGGCGCCAGCAGCACGUCGGCCAUCUGCAGAGGACACAGAGGGAUCUCUUCUCGUGUCUCAGGUCUGACGACAAGAAGCCGUUGUCAUGGCGAUCGUUACCCAGGAAGCCCGGCAAGACGCUGUUCACCACCCUCACCAACCUCCACCGGACGCUGGAGAAGAUUUGCACCCCCGGCCAGGAGGAGGCGACGCUGGAGUUCCUGCUGACAGACUACGACCAGAUCUACCGGAGCCAGAAGCAGCUGGAGCUGGAGAUCCAGGAGGCCUUCCUCCGCUUCAUGAGCUGCCUGCUGCGCGGCUACCGCACCUUCCUGCUACCCAUCACCCAGGCGCCGUCGGACACCACCACCGACUGCAGCUCCCUCUUCAACCUGCAGGGGUUCCUGAAGUCUCGGGACCGAACCCAGCAGAAGAUCUACAGCCAGCUGACCCGGACCCAGAUGUUCACCCAGUUCAUCGAGGAGUGCUCCUUCGUCAGCGACCGGCACGCCUGCCUCGAGUUCUUCGACGAGUGCGUCCAGAAGGUGGACGUGGAGAAGCCGGAGGACGUCAGGCUGAUCGACCUGGACGAGACUCACAGCGGCGAGCACACCGUCUUCAUCAUGCCGCCCGAAGAGCCGCAGGAGGCCGACGGCUCCGAGUGUCCCGCGCUCUACAGUUAUGAAACCUUCCCCACCCUGAGGCCGGAGCUCUUUGACCGGCCCCAGGACCAGCUCCGGGUCCCGGCGAAGGGCAGCGCCCCCAGCAGCCCCGCCCCCCGCCGCACCAAACAGGAGAUCAAGUUGGCCCAGAAGCGAGCCCAGAAGUACUCAGGGGUGCCGGACAUGUGGUCCAAGUGCCUGCUGGGUCACUGCUACGGGCUCUGGUUCAUCUACCUGCCCACCUUCGUCCGGGCCGAGACCGCCAAGGUGCGCGCGCUGCACGCGGCCUACGAUGUCCUCAAACACAUGGAGAACCGCAAGGUGGUGCUGCCGGACGAGGUGUGUUACAGGAUCCUGAUGCAGCUGUGCGGUCAGUACGGUCAGCCGGUCCUCGCCGUUCGGGUCCUGCUGGAGAUGAAGAAGGCGGGAAUCACCCCCAACACCAUCACCUAUGGAUACUACAACAAGGCGGUGCUGGAGAGCAAGUGGCCGUCCACCAAUCAGGGAGGACGUCUCCGCUGGGCCAAGCUGAGGAACGUCCUAUUGGCCGUGGCUCUGUUCAGACAGCCAAUCAAACACCGUCAGAAGAGCGGAUCAGUGGGCUCCCGUGGAGAAGCGCUGUUGGACCCCGAUCAGAAGCCCCGCCCACACUCAACUCUGAUUCGCCAGUCCAGUUGGAGCGGCCUCUCGGAGAGCUCCAGUCACGAGUCUCUGACGGGCUCGAUGGCGAAGAGCAGCAGUCUGAACAGCAUGAAGACGCCGACAGACAAGGUGAAGCUCUGCAGGAAGACCAUCCUCCGUAACACAGGGACCAACGGCUGCGGAGACACCGUCUCCAGUAAGCCUCCGAUGGGACGCAGAGACACCCCCACCCUGCCUCCGGCGGCCCCUGGGGGGGUCCUGGUCCGGCGGAGCGAGGUCUGCCUCUCCACCUUCUACAAAGAGUGUGCCGAGUCGGCCGAGUCGGAGCCGGACUGCAGCUGCCAGGCGCCAGAGACAGACCGCAGGUCGGGUACCAGCAGGAGCGGACCGACCUCUGACGUGGCGCUGACCAGCCUCUCCUUGGCUUUCAGCAGCGUUUCGGCCACCUGGGCUUUCCGAGACUGCCUCUGCUCCGAGACCCUUCGGCCGAUGCCCCCCCCUCCUCCGCCCGGGCGCCGGGCGUCCACGCUGGCGGCUCGCCGACUAGACCCCCGGUGUCUGGUGGGGGUCAGCAGCUGCUGCAGCUUCCCUGCCAGUCCUCCGCGGCUCGGGGACGAGACGUUGUUUGCGGAGCGCACCAACUGGAACGUGGAGGAUGAGGUGGAGAGCGCCGUGCGGCCCCCCGGUGGCCAGGAGGCCUCCCUGCGACACCAGUGUAACGGUCUGAGUGAAGACUCGAGCUCCGAGACCAGCAGCUACUCGGAGAACAGCAGGACCACCACGGCCCUGGAGUCACCGAAGGAGGGUUCUCUAUCCACAGCCGCCACGGAGACACCCCGCGUCACCUCCGUCACCUCCGUCACCCCUCGGACGAAGGCGGUGGAGUGCGCGUGGCAGAGGGAGUCGAGUACGGAGGUCUCCGGUCCGACACUUAUCCAGACUAAGGGGUUGGUUGGAACGCCACGGCCGCGCCCCCCCCCCACCGUCCCGUAUGCGGCCCAGAGGCGUCGACGCGGACGGGGGGGACGCCGGGAAACCAGACGGCCGCCGCGCUGCCUUCCUUUACAUAAAUAA
This is a messenger RNA of Etheostoma cragini (Arkansas darter), 3666 nucleotides long. RefSeq names its product DENN domain-containing protein 4B-like. Gene Ontology annotation, molecular function: protein binding. The transcript is spliced from 20 exons. Gene Ontology annotation, cellular component: cytoplasmic vesicle. Bases 19 to 3666 code for a protein of 1215 amino acids. Gene Ontology annotation, biological process: regulation of Rab protein signal transduction. The record is from RefSeq and is a predicted model, not a curated record. NCBI's taxonomy places the organism in Eukaryota, Metazoa, Chordata, Actinopteri, Perciformes, Percidae.